GAUAGGAAACCAUUCACGGUUUAAAUUGAAGAUCGUUGUAAAAUGACUCGCCAGUUUUCGGUGACUAUUUCAGAAGAGAAUCAGAAUGAAAGCCCUUUUGGUAUCAAUUUUGCUCUGUUUUUCUGUGAAUCUUUCUGUUGCCGAUUUGUGUUCCUACAACUUUACCCUCGACGACUUGCCUAAUGGGGUCACUGGAGACAUCUGGAGUAUAAUUGCGAACAGCCUGAUAUACGAGAUCACUAACUGUUCUUCGAUAGAAUACGCGGGCGAAAAGAUUGAUUUUUGGUUAUACACAAGAGGUGGUACUCCAGACGGAGUUAAAGUUAACAGUGGGGCUGGGGAUACGUCGAUUCUGAAAGGAAAGAAAACCAUUGUUUUAAUGCACGGAUUUCUUUGCAGUCACAAAAACAAUCUGAUACCCGAACUUAAAGACGCGUACCUUAAAAAAUAUGAUGCGAACGUAAUUGCGAUCGAUUGGUCGGCAUAUUCUAUGGAUGUCUAUGCGAAAGUUUUCUGCAACGUCCCACGAAUUGCGGAAACAACAGCCAAAUUUCUAUGCAAAGCCGACUCCGAGCAGAACAUCGACAUUGAGAACUUGCACGUGGUGGGGCAUUCAAUGGGUGGCCAAUUGGCAGGUCUUACUGGACAAGAAACUCAAGCUCAAUGUUCCAAGUUACUGGGAAGAAUCAGCGGUUUGGAUCCAGCCGGUCCACUGUACUCCUUAAAAUCAAAAUCUCGUCGAUUGGACGCUUCCGAUGCGAAAGAGGUAAUGGUAUCUCACACAAACCAGGGUUUGUUGGGGUAUGCUGGUAACUGCGGCACUGCCGACUAUUAUCCCAACUUCGGCAUCUUCCAAGAGGGCUGUUCAGUUUUCAACUCACCUUCCAGCAGUGUUUUUGACAAACUGGCAUACCCUGCUGUUUGCAGUCACUUACGAGCAGUGGACUACAUGAUCGAAAGUAUAAAUUCCGAUAGUUUUUAUGGUAAAAGCUGUUUUUGGUGCAGUAGCUGCCUUGCAAAUCCUUUUACCGGAACUAGGGGCGUUAUGGGCGAACAUUUCACUUACGCCGAAGCAGGGUGUAGUUAUUAUAUGGAUACUAAUGCAAAAUCACCGUAUGGAAAAGGUUCCGAAUAUUACGGUGUGUAGGUACUAUUAGUCAAAACGACCUUUAACAUUUAUCUGUGUAUAAAAUCUUCAUUUUUGAAGAUGUGAAUAAAGUCGCUUUGCUUCAG
Photinus pyralis (common eastern firefly) is the source of this 1233-nucleotide messenger RNA. RefSeq names its product phospholipase A1 2-like. The transcript has 3 exons. Gene Ontology annotation, molecular function: lipase activity. Bases 86 to 1147 code for a protein of 353 amino acids. The record is from RefSeq and is a predicted model, not a curated record. Lineage: Eukaryota; Metazoa; Arthropoda; Insecta; Coleoptera; Lampyridae.